Messenger RNA from Mesoplodon densirostris (Blainville's beaked whale), 696 nucleotides. It is a transcript of the gene DERL3, whose product is annotated as derlin 3. Gene Ontology annotation, molecular function: misfolded protein binding; ubiquitin-specific protease binding. Gene Ontology annotation, cellular component: Hrd1p ubiquitin ligase ERAD-L complex; endoplasmic reticulum membrane. The transcript is spliced from 7 exons. The coding region runs from base 1 to 696 and encodes 231 amino acids. The record is from RefSeq and is a predicted model, not a curated record. NCBI's taxonomy places the organism in Eukaryota, Metazoa, Chordata, Mammalia, Artiodactyla, Ziphiidae. Gene Ontology annotation, biological process: endoplasmic reticulum unfolded protein response.
AUGGCGUGGCAGGGGGUGGCGACCGAGUUCCUGCAGGUGCCGGCGGUGACGCGGACCUACACCACAGCCUGCGUCCUCACCACCGCCGCCGUGCAGCUGGAGCUCCUCAGCCCCUUCCAGCUCUACUUCAAUCCGCACCUCGUGUUCCGGAAGUUCCAGGUCUGGAGGCUCGUCACCAACUUCCUCUUCUUCGGGCCCCUGGGAUUCAGCUUCUUCUUCAACAUGCUCUUCGUGUUUCGCUACUGCCGUCUGCUGGAGGAGGGCUCCUUCCGCGGCCGCACGGCCGACUUCGUCUUCAUGUUUCUCUUUGGGGGUGUCCUUAUGAUCCUGCUGGGGCUCCUGGGCAGCCUCUUCUUCCUGGGCCAGGCCCUCACAGCCAUGCUGGUAUACGUAUGGAGCCGCCGCAGCCCCCGGGUGAGGGUCAACUUCUUCGGCCUCCUCACCUUCCAGGCGCCAUUCCUGCCCUGGGCGCUCAUGGGCUUCUCAAUGCUGCUGGGCAACUCAAUCCUCGUGGACCUCCUGGGGAUUGUCGUGGGCCACAUCUACUACUUCCUGGAGGAUGUCUUCCCCAACCAGCCUGGCGGCAAGAGGCUGCUGCUGACCCCUGGCUUCCUGAAGCUGCUACUGGAUGCCCCAGAGGAGGACCCCAAUUACCUGCCCCUCCCUGAGGAGCAGCCAGGACCCCUGCAGCAGUGA